Molecule: messenger RNA, 819 nt
Organism: Alternaria postmessia
Lineage: Eukaryota; Fungi; Ascomycota; Dothideomycetes; Pleosporales; Pleosporaceae
Exons: 1
Coding region: 1-819 (272 amino acids)
Biological process (GO): vacuolar proton-transporting V-type ATPase complex assembly
Cellular component (GO): endomembrane system
Source: RefSeq, a predicted model, not a curated record
AUGGUCCUGCUUACUAUGACUCCCGGCAUCGUCCGGGCAGUCGCAAAAGCCAAACACCUAUCCGCCGACGGAUACGCAAAACUCCAGCACGCCGACUCGCCUGCGCUGGCAGAACCCAAAGUUGGGAAUCCCAUCUCCCACAGCCAGUUGAUCGACCUAUCCAAGCUGCUCAAGAGCCAUGUCUCCAAGGAUACUCAAGACACAGAGGACGACCAAGAAACCACACCCCUAACCCUCGCCGCCCUCCUCGCCAACACAACAGUCUACAUCCCGCCCCCUCCUCCCAAACCUACCCAGACACCCGAAUACCUCGCCCUGAUGGCCCGUCUCCGCGCUGAGCAAGAAGCCCUCUCUUAUGAGCGCAUGCUGCAUCCCCCACCAACACGCGAGUCCUUCUCCCAGCGUUCCCCUCGUGCCCCAGAGCCCUUUUCACUUGGGGCAACGCAAACCACCAGUGAAGAAGACGACCUCUCCUAUGAAGAAGUGCACCGCCAGAUCAUUUUGAUCAUAAAUAUCCUUAUUUCGAUAGUCUGUGUUGCGGUCUUCAUCUGGGUUGCAGCGCGACACUGGAGUGUGGGAAGUAGAUUGGGACUGAGCAUGGGAGGGUCGUUGGGCAUUGCAGUUGCAGAAGUGGCUGUCUACAGUGGUUACGUGAGAAAGGUGCGCGAGGCAAAGAGGGUGGAGAAGAAGAAGCCCGAGAUCAAGGAGAUUGUCAAAACUUGGGUCUUGGGCGACGAAGACGGAAAAGAGGGUGACACAACGGCAUGGAAGGAGAAAGACGGGGAUGGGAUUAGGUUCAGGAAGGGUAAACAUCGCUGA